AUGCCGGGAGCUUUCAUCUCAAGUGGCCCUUCAGAAUCAAAGAACUAUCCAGGAAAACUUACUGUUCGGGUGUUCGUAGCAUGCUUCGUAGCUGCAUUUGGAGGAUUGAUAUUUGGCUACGACCUUGGCAUAUCUGGUGGUGUGACUUCUAUGGAUCCGUUUCUGAAGAAAUUCUUUCCUGAAGUGUAUGCAAAGGAGAACAAUAUAAAGCCCUCUGAUAACCAAUACUGCAAAUUCGAUAGCCAAACAUUAACGUUGUUUACAUCAUCUUUGUAUUUGGCUGCACUUGUUGCCUCGGUGUUAGCAUCCACUGUGACUCAACUCACCGGAAGGCGAGCUAUCAUGUUUUGUGGCGGUAUGCUCUUUCUUGCUGGUGCUCUAUUGAAUGGCUUCGCUCAACAUGUUUGGAUGCUCAUUGUUGGUCGCAUUCUACUUGGCUUCGAAAUUGGAUGCGCCAAUCAGUCUGUGCCAAUCUAUAUGUCUGAGGUUGCUCCCUACAAGUACCGAGGAGCACUUAAUAUGAUGUUCCAAUUGGCAAUCACUAUUGGUAUAUUUGUUGCCAAUGUUCUUAACUACAUUUUUGCCAAAAUGGAGAAUGGGGAAGGAUGGCGGUAUAGCUUGGGUUGUGCAAUAGUUCCUGCUAUCAUGAUCAUGUUUGGUGCAAUCAUUCUUCCAGAUUCACCGAGUUCCUUAAUUGAACGUGGUCUUGAUGAGAAGGCCAAGAAGGAACUUAUCAAAAUUCGAGGAACCACGGACAUUGAUCAAGAGUUUGAGGAUCUUAUGGCAGCGAGUGAAUCCUCCAAAGCAGUGAAACACCCUUGGGUCUCUUUGUUGAAGAGACAAUAUAGACCUCAACUCACGUUUGCCAUAGCCAUUCCCUUCUUCCAACAACUCACUGGCAUGAACGUGAUAAUGUUUUAUGCUCCUAUUUUGUUUAAAACCAUUGGUUUUGGAGCCACUGCUUCUCUCAUGUCGGCCAUGAUCAUCGGCGCUUGCAACGCAAUUGCCACUCUAGUCUCCAUAUUCACUGUUGACAAGUUCAGGAGACGUACCCUUUUCUUAGAAGGAGGGGCACAAAUGCUUAUCUGUCAGAUUCUGAUAGCUAUGGCGAUUGGACUCAAAUUUGGAAUUGAUGGAAACCCAGGAGUGUUGCCAAAGUGGUAUGCUAUCAUGGUUGUGUGCGGCAUAUGUAUCUACGUUGCAGGAUUUGCAUGGUCUUGGGGUCCUUUAGGGUGGUUGGUUCCGAGUGAAAUUUUUCCGCUUGAGGUGCGAUCAGCUGCACAAAGUGUUAAUGUUUCUGUUAACAUGAUCUUUACCUUUGUCAUUGCACAAAUUUUCACCACAAUGCUCUGUCACAUGAAAUUUGGACUCUUCAUGUUCUUUGCAUGCUUUGUCUUUGCGAUGACAAUAUUCAUCUUCAAACUUCUACCUGAGACUAAAGGGGUUCCCAUCGAAGAAAUGCACAUUGUAUGGCAGAGUCAUCCCUACUGGAAAAAGUUUGUUACUCCAAACGCUUCUCCAGAAUCCGUGUGUUAG
Vigna unguiculata (cowpea) is the source of this 1536-nucleotide messenger RNA. RefSeq names its product sugar transport protein 1-like. Gene Ontology annotation, biological process: monosaccharide transmembrane transport. Gene Ontology annotation, cellular component: membrane. Lineage: Eukaryota; Viridiplantae; Streptophyta; Magnoliopsida; Fabales; Fabaceae. The record is from RefSeq and is a predicted model, not a curated record. Gene Ontology annotation, molecular function: monosaccharide transmembrane transporter activity.